AUGAACAAAAUGAUACAAAUGAAUCAUCAAACAGAUAAUUUGACCGUCAUUCUCGAUGCUAAAGGUGUAAAUGAAGGCCUAACAGCUGCUUGUGUUGAUAUUCCACCAAUGAUCAAUGAAACGAUUGGUAUAAUAAAAAAUGGAGAUGAAGGGGAAAGAGCUUAUGUAACAACCGCUUGUUCUUAUUGUCAGAAACGACACAUAAGAUGCGACGACCAAAGGCCCUCAUGUCAAAACUGUCAAGAAAAGGGUCAUGACUGUGUUCGUAUUCAGCCGAAAGUUUCGCGUGGCCGUCCCCAAGGUAGGCUUAAUGGUCAGGGGAAAUCCAUCAAAAAAAUUACAAACAAUGGAGUUAAGAAAACUAGAAAACCUAGAAAAAAAUCAUUGAUCAAAUCUAAUGAUGUCAAAUUUAAUGAUAUCAUAAAAGGAUUACUCAAUAAUGAAGGUGUUGGUAUUGACGGAAAUAAUAAUAAUGAUCCAUCAACUUUGGGUUUUUAUAAUGGAUUGACACCCUCCUCAUCUUUUCAAAGUACAUUGUCAACACCUUCAUAUUCGUUCACAUCUUCGCAUGAUACUUACGACAUUAACAAUAACAAUACUGUCAUUGGAAGUGUGAAGAAUAUUAUUGAAUCUGGCAAUGAAGAUUUACAAGUCAAUCCACAAGGUAUAUUAAUUCACAACGUUGAUUUGGUUAAUGGUCGUGUUAUGCGUGAAGGUGGCUUUAUUAGUUUGAGUUCAGGCAUUGAAGAUUUGCAAGUCUAUCCUAGACAAUCACAAGGAGGUAAUCAUCGGAGCACUGAGGGCUGUGUCUUACCAACCUCAACCUAUAAUCAUCAAACCAAUGAUCAGCAACAAUCAAGCCAUGAUGAUUAUUAUGAUACGUAUUUAUAUACGUAUGAGCAAUUGAUGCAGUCAUCGGGUGUUGUUAUUGAUCCAGCGGUUCAAACACCACCAUAA
Entrophospora sp. SA101 is the source of this 957-nucleotide messenger RNA. NCBI's taxonomy places the organism in Eukaryota, Fungi, Glomeromycota, Glomeromycetes, Entrophosporales, Entrophosporaceae. The record is from the annotation of a GenBank genome assembly.